CUCAGCUAACAAACAACUUCCCGGGUCACCUUGUACAUGCGAAAAGUGACAGCAGUACCGAUUAGUUGGCACAAAGCUGAUAGUUGUUCGUUGUUUUUGUAAAAAGCGUGUGACAUUUGAGCCAAAUUAACUCGAAAUUCGUGUGUUUAUCGUCCACUUUUAAGUUACGGAAAAUGGUGUUUUACUUCACAAGUGCCGGUGAGUGAUGCUACAGAGUUAGCCUCGAUGCUAGCUCUUAGCCCCUUCAUUUUAAAGCUUAAUAUCUCACUUAAAAGACUUUUAUCUGUUAUUUAACUUGUAUUUGUCUACUGUUUUCUCUCUCAGUGGUGAACCCUCACCACACAAUCUACAUGGGAAAAGACAAGUAUGAAAGUGAGUGUGUUGACGGGUCACAGAGACAAACUCUCCCUGUUGUCACUUAAUCUGAUGAACUAAUCUUUGUCAUUUAACGUUGAAUAAACUCUUAAUAGUUGUGUUUUUACACUUUCAGAUGAGGAUUUAAUAAAGUAUGGAUGGCCUGAGGAUAUUUGGUGAGACUUUUAUCUCUUCUUUUCUAACCUUCACUCAGGGAAAAGAUGGUAAAAUAACUAAGAAUGUAAUAUUUUAUCAUGUCUUCUAUUAUAAAUCAUGUUUGUCAGGUAAACAGAAGUAUGGUGCUGAAAAUGAAAAAUAGUCUGUUGUUAUCCUUCUGACUGGUAGGAUUCAGCUGUGGUGUUGCUGGAGGAAGAAAUCUAUAUUCUAACUAGGGAUGCAGGAUAUUGAAUUUUUGUCAAUAUCUUGUAUGUUAGUAUUUUGAGCCCCAUUUCAGUCAAUGCCAAUAACAAUGUAUCCAUAACAUGUUCCCACCAAGCUGAAAGGCUUAUUGAGAGCAGUGUUCAAACUCUUUAGAGAUUUUUCCUGAUGUUUGGGAUAAUGCUUCUUGAAAUGCACAGCUAUCAAUGAUAUGUUGAUAAUAUUGUGCAUUCUUAAUAUAAUGUUGAAACAAUAUAACACUGCCAGAUAACAGAUACUUCUUACUAUUCGACUCUCCACUUCAUGAGUCCUCAUGGUGGUGCUGAUGACAUUCAUCCUUCAUGUUACCUUUGAGGGGGCAUUUUGAAUUCUUGAUUUAAUCACAACAAACAUUUUUUUAACUGUCUUUUAUAAAUGAGUAGAAUCACGCUAUCCUGGUGUAACUGCAAUUUUGAGCCAAGUAUCAGUGCAUGAGUGACUCUGUGAUCUCAAGCCUCAAUUGAAAUAGAUAAUGUACUUGCAAAUAUACUUGAAAUAUUAAUCAGAUAGUUUCCUGACCUUGUCCCUUUUUUCUAUAAUCAGGUUUCACGUGGACAAGCUGUCCUCUGCUCAUGUUUAUCUAAGACUACCAAAGGUAAGAAGUUCGCAGUAAACCUGGAACACUCACAUUCGAGGACAUCAUCUUAUCUUGAGUUUAGUUGUAUUUUUAAUUAGUAUUUAUUCAGAUGAGUUUGCUUUCUAUAUAUUUAAGUUUCCUUUAUCUGUCGUGGAUUUACAUGUAACUGUGUAAAACAGCAGGGAUGAGUCACAGUGAUGCCCAGGUAGUUUAAGUUUUAUAAACAAGAGGACACAGCAAACCUUUGCCUAAUCGGCCUUUAGGGUGUGCUGUUGCAUUGAGCAAGCAUUUGACUGGUUUUUGGAAUUCAAGUAUUUAAUACUGACUUUUUAACUCCAAAAUCAAUCAGACUUCAUUUUUAUAGCAGUUUUUUUUAAUCAGAAUCUAUUACAAAGAGAUUUAAAUAAACAGAAAGUCAAUAAAACAUCCAAACCUCCUUAUGUAUGCAAAAGAUUUAACAUUGAAAAAAUCAACAAAGAGUUACAGGAUUAAAGGUCAAAAUCAAACAAAUGACACAAUAAAUAGGAAGAAAAAUCACCUUUUUUAACAUCUAAUUCUAACAUUGAACACACGUAGGGAAUAAGAGUGUCAAACACUGUGCAAGCACUAUUUUCAAAUAAACUUUAUUCACAGACUGUCAAUUACAACAAGUCUUUAAAGCAGCAGUAACAAGGCACUGUUAACCAGAAGUAAAGAAGAAAUAUUGCUAUACUGAUGUAGAAUAAAAUAAAACAAAUAACAAAUAAUUACCUUAAUUCUACAACAUCACAAAAAAAUAACUGUCAGCAAUUGGUACAACAUUUUAGUGUCUCCAGGCUGGAUUUUAUGUGAGCUAUGAAGACUGUAAAGUUUGGUUUCUGUUAUUUGGUAUUUUGCUGAUAAAACAUAAAGCAAAAGAGUAAUGAUAUUCAAAUAACUUAAAAUGCUUUUAGGUAAAUCUGAUUGUUUAAACUGUGUGUGUGUGCGUUUCUGUUUCAGGGUCAGACAAUAGAUGAUAUUCCCCCAGAGGUGCUGAUAGACUGUGCACAGCUGGUGAAAAACAACAGCAUCCAGGGUAAAGAUCUGCUAAAGAAUAAACUUGAGAUUUACUAAUAAAUCUCGUUUUAAUGCUCAAGCAUGCCGUCUCAUGUCUCAUUUCUCCUGUAUCAUUUUGCCAGGCUGUAAGAUGAACAACAUCAAUGUGGUCUACACUCCCUGGGCCAACCUGAAGAAAACUGGAGACAUGGAUGUAGGACAGAUUGGCUUUUAUCGACAGAAAGAGGUCAGUAAAAUGAGGUGUGUGCGCGCUACAUCACCAAUCUGUUCUCCUCACUGAAACACCUUUCACACUCUCAUAGGUGAAGAUUGUUGCGGUGGAGAAGAAGGUGAACGAGAUCGUAAACCGCCUGGAGAAAACAAAAGUGGAACGCUUCCCAGACCUGGCGGCUGAGAAAGAGUCAAGGGACCGAGAGGAGAGGAACGAGAAGAAAGCUCAACUCCAGGAGCAGAAGAAGAAAGAGAAGGAGGAGCAGAAGAGGAAAAAGGAGAUGGAGGACCUCAGGUGCGUCCAGAACACUGAUUCUGUCUUAGAAAAUGUAACCAAAUAACCAGACUGCACUAUUCUUGAACUUAAAUUUCUGUGCUGUUUGAGGUCAAUUCUGGAUAAUCCUCAAUGUCAGUUUCCUCCAUAUCGAUUAAGACAAUUUUGAAAAGGAGCAAUAGCUCUAUUAAAAGUUGAUUUCUCUACAUUUCGGUUUCUCUUUUAUUUUCCAGGAACUAUACAUCGCUGAUGAAGUCUGAGAAUAUGAAAACCAAUGAGGUGAGGACAAAUUAAGACUCAUACAGGGAUGGUCAGAGUAUUUUUGAGAAGAGGUCAGGGUUCGAAUUAUUUUGACAGUCAAGGAUAUGCAUUAAUUAAACACAUAGCAUAGAUGUGCCACAGUUUAUUUGUAGGUUUCAGCUCACAAGCCUUUUAAAUUGACCUUGAAAUUCUUCUUUCUAAAGUGUGUGCAAAGGGCGUCAGUAUGUUCUCUAUCUGAUAACAGUAGCAGUGAUGUUGUCUGUAAUGUCCAACAAUAACUCUGUCAUUUCCAGGAUGGUUACGAUUCAGACGACUUCAUGUAAGCGUUAAAAGCUGAGCAGCAAGCAAACCAGAUCCUCCUCCACCCCUCAAACCUGCUGUCAGGAUGCUCCCCUGCUGCUUUUGUUUGCUGCAACUCUGCACUGACUUUGAGGAAAAAUAAAGACUAAAGGGUACCUUACUGCUUUUGGACACUUGGGGGCAGAAAGCAAGCCGAUGAGGGACAGCACCGGCACCUAUUCUACGUGCCAAUCGGCUCAGACGCUGCAUCCAGCUUCUACCAAGCUGACUGGCUUUCUCAUGGCGGGAUGACACUGUCGAAUAAACACAGAGCAACGGGAGUGAAUGCUGAGGAUUCACCUGGGAGGAGACUCUCAGAAAUUGUUUGAUUGGGUUUUCACGUCUAUGUUGGCUGAAAAAAAAAUAGCAUACAGGUGUUUUAAUAACCCUGAAUACCUUUGUGUUCUCUCCAUGUUGUCAUUUCUCUGCAUGUCAGAUUUUAUUAAAAAUGAUUCAAUGUAUGAAUUAAAAUCACACUUCAAGUUGCUUCUGCUGACAAACCCUCAUUUUUCUCUGGCAAAGCGCCCCAAAAUCAGUCCAGGUCAUUGUCAUUCAUUCAUUCAUACAUAGUCCUAGAGAUUGAGUUGGUCCUAAAUUAAAGUGUUUUUCAUUUGUUAGAAUCAUGAUAAUAUGACUUUUUAUUGACAUACUCUUAAAGCCUACAGAAUUUAUCACUACUUCACCCUAAAAGGAAAUAAAAGGUUGUGAAAAAGGGGUGUUAAAAAAAGCCCCCAGAGACAGUAAUAAGUUAAAAAAAAAGGACUCUUGUAUUAGAAGAGCUCUUUCAUAGGUCUUUAUUUGAUUUGAUCAAGAGAGGAUUUCUUACUUAAUAUCCAAGGUGAUAAAAAAAAAAAAAUGUGUCUUUUUAUGUUACCUUAAAACAUCUUUUACAGUCCAUUGAAAGCAAGUGAGUGUACUCUAAAUGAAAAAUGUUUUAAACAAUUAAAAAUGUGUUAACUGCAAAUUUAACAUGACAUUGUUUAGUUUUGAAUUGUAGCAGCUACCCUUCAAACAGGAAUGGCAAUGCAAUUAGAUAAAAUAAAACCAUCUCCCAGUGUGAAUAUUUAUGUUAAUUUUCUUUUAUUAAAUUUCACUUUUUGUUUUUCCUAAAAAACAGACCUGAAAUGUGAAGGUUGUAAGGCAGUUAAGAGCGUGCUUUGCAUACAGAAACACAUUUUUAAAAGUUAUCAUGUUAAAUGUUGAGAGAUUUAUUCUGAUUUUGUUCAUCCUCUUUUUCAUUAAAGAUAUUUGUUCCUGCUGUUUAAAAAUUAAAACUCAUCUCUCCUGAAAAUGGUAGCAGCAAAAGUUUUCAACACUCAAGUGCUAAAUCCAAGCAUUAGGCAUCACAUGAUUGUGUUUUUAAAGAUGAGGACUAAUAGGGAACGGGUUUUUCGAAAGUGAAUGUUUGUUCUGAUCAGAUAAAAUGUAACUUUGUUGUCACAACUUGAAUAAUAAAAAAGACACUUUCUGCUUUCUUA
This is a messenger RNA of Xyrichtys novacula (pearly razorfish), 4945 nucleotides long. Lineage: Eukaryota; Metazoa; Chordata; Actinopteri; Labriformes; Labridae. The record is from the annotation of a GenBank genome assembly.